Molecule: messenger RNA, 531 nt
Organism: Dendroctonus ponderosae (mountain pine beetle)
Lineage: Eukaryota; Metazoa; Arthropoda; Insecta; Coleoptera; Curculionidae
Exons: 2
Coding region: 122-409 (95 amino acids)
Source: RefSeq, a predicted model, not a curated record
CAUACUCUUUUCCUGAGAGAGGAAAAAUUGGUAACUAACCAAAGAUUUAAGGCACUUAAAUACUUGAGGUUGAUAGUGCCCAGGAAAUAUUUCAUUUAUUGUAUUUAAAUUACUGACAAAAAUGGCUCAAGGAAAGCUUAAAGUAAAAUCAAAGUUACCCUCAAAUAAUAAAACGAAAAAACCAAAAGGCACAGCAAACACAAAACGAGCAAAUGCUCCUAGUGUGCCCAAAAAGCAAAGGACCCAACAAGCUCAUAAGCUUAAACAAAUCAUUACCAAAACGGUGAAUAAGACUGCUGAAGAUGAAAUCAGGUCCAGAGCAGGGAGAUCCAACUUAAAUUUGACCCAGGCUCAACAGGCGGUUGCUAAACACAAUAUGAAGAGGAAUAGUGAAGGAACAGGAAGUUAGACUUUCGUGUCCAAAUGAAAGCACAAGGUUUUUUUUUAUCAAAAAAUCGAUUAUAUUAAUAACAAAUUAUAAAUAAUUGACCUAAAUGUAUCUUUGAGUACGUAAUAAAACACUUCUAACUA